GGGAGUGAGUGCCCCAUCCCAUCCAUUGUACCAUAGUUACAAUUACUACUACUACUACAAUGAGUGAUAUUAAAAAGUAAAAGGUAAAACACCUACUAUUCUUUUCUAUUAUUCUUUCCGAGUUGAAAUCUACGGACCAACAAGAACAAGCACCCGAUUCUUCUUUUGUUUCUCACACUCACACGCCUCACACACAGUCAUCAUCUGAGAAAGAGAAAGAAAAUUAGGGAAAAGAAAAUGAGCGAGGAGGCGAAAAAGAACAACAACAACCACAACCACAACAUAGGAGGAUCACCUCUAAUGGCGAAAUCCCUCUCCGAAGAUCGAAAGCCACUUGUUCCAUCACCGUUAUCCGCCGCUGCUUCUCCCGCACAACUACCACCGAAGAAAGUCAUUAUCAAAAGCGCCGAUAUGCUUCCCGACAUGCAAAAGGAAGCUGUUGAUAUCGCCGUCUCCGCUUUUGAGAGGCACAACGUAGAGAAAGAUGUUGCAGAGACUAUAAAGAAAGAGUUCGAUAAGAGGCACGGUCCUACCUGGCAUUGCAUCGUCGGUCGCAAUUUCGGUUCGUAUGUGACUCAUGAAACAAACCACUUUGUUUAUUUCUAUUUGGAUCAGAAAGCUGUUUUACUAUUCAAGUCUGGCUAGCCUCAUUCUGAUGGAGACAAAAAAGGUCUACGAGAAUUGUCUUGUGAUUAUGCUGCUAUAUUAACUCUUGUAUGUAUUAAAUCCGCUGGCACAAACUCUUUACAGGACAUUCUUGUGCUUGUAUAUCUAAUUUCAUGCAAAAUGGUUCUCAAGUUUGGAUAUGAAUUACAUUAUUGAUCUUUCUGCUUCUCUUAUGUUCAUUCCA
Molecule: messenger RNA, 850 nt
Organism: Cicer arietinum (chickpea)
Lineage: Eukaryota; Viridiplantae; Streptophyta; Magnoliopsida; Fabales; Fabaceae
Biological process (GO): microtubule-based process
Cellular component (GO): cytoplasmic dynein complex
Molecular function (GO): dynein intermediate chain binding
Source: RefSeq, a predicted model, not a curated record